Messenger RNA from Adineta steineri, 306 nucleotides. NCBI's taxonomy places the organism in Eukaryota, Metazoa, Rotifera, Eurotatoria, Adinetida, Adinetidae. The record is from the annotation of a GenBank genome assembly.
AUGCUUGUUAGUACGAGUCAUCAAGACCUAUUUUUCAAAGGUGAACAUCCAGGCAAUAAUCCGUUGGAAACAAUCGGUUCUAUGAAUAUGAUUAUUAUUGUUACACUCUUUUUUAUUGGUGCAAUUCAAACAAUAAUCUUAUCCAUCGUUGUACUUUCUCUAUUCGUAAUUCCCAUAGGUAUGUGUCCCUUAUCAUGUGUUCGAAUUGCAAUGAUAGCGUACUAUUUAGCUGUUCAACAUACUAUAACAAUAAAAAGUCUGGCUGUUAUUGUUGCUAUAUCAUUAUCGUGUAUGGUGGCAUUUUAA